Messenger RNA from Malaya genurostris, 4428 nucleotides. Its product is annotated as protein unc-13 homolog 4B-like. Bases 556 to 3984 code for a protein of 1142 amino acids. Lineage: Eukaryota; Metazoa; Arthropoda; Insecta; Diptera; Culicidae. The record is from RefSeq and is a predicted model, not a curated record. The transcript is spliced from 11 exons.
UUUCCCGGUCCCGGCGUCGUCGUACGUGGGAUAGUAUUCAGAACGCAUUAAACAGUCGUUAUAGCAAGCUGCGCGCAAGUGUAUUCAGAGUUGCUUAGCUGAGAAGCGUUGGGCAUCUAAACCUUUUAGCAUCAGUAAUUUCAAGCACAUUGAACAAGGAUUUCGAAUAGUUCAUAGAUGAGAAGUAAACAAACUCAUUUGGUUUCGAACGCAGAUUUAAAAAACAAUAUCAAAAUUAUAAAAACUGUUUCCUUUGUUUGAUUUUAUCUAUAAGAAUGAAUUAAUGUUAUCUGGGGAAAGUGCAUCAGUUCGGGAUGAUUUUGUUUCGAGGCAAAAAUAGCUUUUUCAUUUAGAGAGUGCAAAUGUGGAAGUGCGAUUAACGAAAUGUUCAAAUUGGUAAAUGAUUACGUGACGGACAAAGAGUGAGUAAGUUAAACAACAACAGAAAAGUUCGGAGUAGUGUGGGAUGAGAAAAAAAUUAUUGCAUAAAUGCAACACCAUUUAAAAAUCGAAACGAAUAAUUAGCUUGAGAUUUUGAAGCAGUAGUGACAUGCGAUGAUGCGUUUAAGGAUGUCUCAUGCCAGCUUGAAUAAUUAUUUGGAUCAAAAAAUGGAUACUUUACAUGCCAUGUGGAGUAAAUCGAAACCUAAAGAUGAUAAAAGAACCUUGGAGAAGGAGGCCUUUUUCGAGAAAUUCGGCACACUGCUUAAAAAGCAAUCCAAUCAAUUUUUGCUGCAAACCAAGCGAGAAGUUACCCCUCUGGAUGAAUCUGCUGAGACCCACGAACUACUCGUUGGGGAGAAGUCGAAGCCGGUGGUUAAUCAAUCAUCUGGUACUGCUGAUGAUUCAAAGCAAGAUGUUCCUACAGUGCUGACCACCGAAGCAGUGCUACUUGGUUCUGAUGCAAUCGAAGAUCUAUACGAAAAAGUUCUUUUGGAGAUCAUCAAUGGCAAUUUUGAUAGUCAGGAACUUUCGGAAAAGACUCUGUUUUCGUAUGCGCAGGAUGUAUUCAAAAUGAACGAAAAAGCACAUGAAGAAAUUUUAAAACGUGCGCGAUUCAAACCAUCAUCUGAAGUGUAUCUGCGCGUUGAGGUAAUCGAGGCCAAACUACAAGAACGUUCCGAUGUGCAGGGUGGAAUCAAUCCGUUCGUAGUGAUGUACCUUCAAAGCACCCUUCCGGACAAAGUACGAAGUUCCAUCAAGGAAGAAACCACCAAUCCAGUUUGGAAAGAGUGCUUUACAUUGCCUACCAAUGCAAAUAACAAAGAAAAUCUUAUACUGGAAAUGUUCCACCAUGAGUGUAAUAUGAAAAAAAUAACCAAGACUAUCAAAGUUUGUAGGAAGUAUGCUCUUAGUUGCAUUAUGCCACGAUCCUCCUAUCAGAAAUUGAUUGGUAGAACAAGCAUUCCUAUUGAGUCCAUCAGUUCCUCCGGGUUGGUUAUGUGGUAUACAUUGAACAAGAAAAAGCGAACCGAACCACAAGGAACAGUUAAGCUCAAAUUCCACUUCAGCUCAGCACAAAACAAAGAAAAGGCGGCAGAAGAGCAUGAAAUACUUACGCGAAUUUUUCUUGAAUAUGAGCUAAGAAAUUCUAGUGUAGCCCGAUAUUGGUGGUCGGGUAAGUUCACGGCCGCAGGAGAAGCGAUACUCAAGCAACAUGCUCUUUGCGCAGAUUUAUGUGAGAUGCAAAAGACAUUAAUCUAUUGGAAUGCAUAUACAUCGAUACACAUCACCUAUCCAAUAGCGUUUAGCCUUUUUGAAAUUAUAUUGGGCAAGAUCUGGACGUUUAUUAAAAACGGGAGUCUCGACGAACCCAAAUUAAAAGCUUUUUGGUGUGGAGCAAAAAAAAUUCUUCCGUCAUGUUUUGCUGUCAUAAUGAAGCUUAGGAAACGCAUUGCCGGAGAUAAGGAUAUUGUCAAGACUGUAAUUUCUGUGCUGAAUAUUCUUUCUAUGGUGGAUAAUAUCAAGAGUACGUGUAGUAUAGAUCUUUUUUCUCCGGACGAUUACGAGUAUUUUAAAUACCGAAUCCAGCAAAAUCCUAACAUCACGAUACACGAAAUGAUACUACUGGCGGUUCAAAAGGGGGCAAAAAAUUGGUUUGAUGGGAGUGUAACCAAUACGACAAAAUCCACCUUUUCUGACGAGGAAAAGCUACGAAAUGCUAUUCAACUUAUUCAUCUGCUACAAAGUGAUAUCAUGCGAGCAACAACAUACUAUAAUAAUCCAUUUAAAAGUAUCAUGGAGGUUGAAUAUACUCGUGAACUAUGUAAACAACAUGAAGCGAGCAUCGUAAACCAUCUGAAACCAAUGGUGGAAAAAAUAUGCAAAAGUUUCAAAAAACUUACUAUUAGACUCGAUCAGCAUAAUCGAGUAGGGGAAAUGGAUUCGCUGGAUAUGAGCACCACUGUAUUCGAGUUAUAUAUAGUGAUGAAAUUGUUCCUUCAGGAAACGGACAAACAAUUAAAAGGAGCACACCACCCGGAUAUUGUAAAUUUCCAUAGGUGGUUUAGCGGCGGUAUCUCACAUUGGUGUGAAGUAUUCGCACUCAAAGCUUUAGCUAGGUUGAGUCAAGCGAUAGAAAUCGAUUUGCUGGUUGCAGAAAUUGGAAGUGAACCUAAACAAUCCUCUUCUGCGGCAGAAUUUUUGAACAUUGUUCAUCAACUGAAAGUAUUCUGGCAACAACUAAGCUGGCCGGAUCCAGAAGAGCUGAAUCGAUUUUUGAGGAAAAGUAUUGGGGACAUUUGCAGUUGCUGUGUAUACUACGCCGAUAGAAUAUCGACUAAACUCAAGCAACCUGAAGAUCAAGGUCGUCUCGAUAUGGCUAGUACAAUUGAACUAAUGGAAAAAUGUGCAUUAGUUAACUCUAACUUAUCGAUUCUAAUCGAGAUUGUAAGGAUGUUAGCUGUCGAUCUUGGUUACAGUCCCAAAGAAACUGAUGAAUCGCAGGACCAUAUGCUACCAAUCAAGGUGCUAAAUAGUUGGAAGACGAAAGUUUUAAAACUGCUAGUCAAUCAUUGCAUGUCGGUUAUAAAGAUUAGUAUGAUUGAUUCACUAAGCAGAUUGAAUCAGAUCAAAGACAUUAUUGAAAGCUUCACUAAACAAACAGCAUAUUUGAUGAUAAAUAGUUUAAAUAAUGAUGAUUUGAAGUUGGCAGAAAAAGACCUUUGGGAGACACUAACAACAGAACUUAAUGUUCUUCUAAAACGAAUGAUUGAUAGAAAGUCAACUUUAUUAUCGUUUGCCAAUCUAAAAGACUUUUAUGGAAUAAUCACUCAAGCGUAUCUGCGAGGACUUCAAAAUUUGCAUGAUGAGACGUUGGCAAAAAAACUGUUUAUAAUAGAGAAACAAUUGCAUUUGUAUAGUAGCAGCACUCGCGACCUGAUUCAUCAAUACUAUCUAGCUUGCUUGGAAGCUCAAAACCGUCUUGAUGAACCCGAACGAGGAAUAAUUACAGUACGAUGUUACAUUCGGAAUUACACACUAGAAAUACAAGUGAUUUCAGCGGAACAUAUUAAACUGCCCUUAGACUUCAAAGGGACUUGUGAUUCAUAUGUGAAGGUCAAUCUUGUGCCUGGGUACAAAUUUUCUAAUCUGCAAAUGCCAAAGACUCGUACAAAAUCUAAAAAUCAUUCACCAUCUUAUAACGAGAAAUUUAUGCUCAAGCUUACUGAAGAGCAGCUUAAAAUUCCAGACAUUUUGAUAGUAUUCAACGUAAAGGUAUCUGAAUUGCUGGGUCUAAGUCAAAGACAUGUCGGCGAGUGUUUUAUGAGAUUGGAUAGUAUUCCUACUGUGGAACCCGAUUUUGACAUAAACAAUAUCAACGUUCGACAGCUUUUUCUCACAUUGCCAGAGAAUAUCGAGUCAGACUGCAUUCCAGUACUCGAAUAUCGUCAAAACGACAAAGAAGCGACACAAUUCUUCAAAAAACUUAAACAGAAACUCGGCAAAGCAGCAUAUACUGGCAGUGCAAUAAGCAUUUAUUAACUUUGUUAACUGAAUGGAUUUCAAAUUUGGUUUUUGGAAUCUUAGAGAUAGAAAAUCUGAAAAUUGUGAUUUCUCAUAGAUAUUGCCAUUUCGAAUAUACUCAUCGUCAAUUUGCUUAUGCUACAAUUUUUUGUGGUAGUAUGAGUCACAAUAAAUAGGUUUACGAACGGCAAAAGGAGCUGGAUCCUUUUAGAAUAAAUAAUUUAACACGUGUUUAAUAAAAUAAAAAAAAUCAUGCAGAUAUUCCGGUGAAUUUUUGUUUACAGAGAUACAUAUUCCACAUAAUUUCCCUAAUCCAAGUAUCAUCAUCUAGAAGUUAUUCAUACCAUUUCAACUCAUCUCGGCCUGUAACGGAGUAUUAGCCAGGAGUGUUCGAUCAUGGUCAGAACUGGAAAAUAAUAUUGAUAGGAAAAUACAGACAUGAGUUUUCACGUAACUAGUUUA